Messenger RNA from Brassica napus (rape), 1919 nucleotides. RefSeq names its product U3 small nucleolar ribonucleoprotein protein MPP10. Gene Ontology annotation, cellular component: small-subunit processome; sno(s)RNA-containing ribonucleoprotein complex; Mpp10 complex. The transcript has 13 exons. Lineage: Eukaryota; Viridiplantae; Streptophyta; Magnoliopsida; Brassicales; Brassicaceae. The record is from RefSeq and is a predicted model, not a curated record. The coding region runs from base 92 to 1657 and encodes 521 amino acids. Gene Ontology annotation, biological process: rRNA processing.
CGGGAUAAUUAAUUCUCAGGGUUUUAGAGGUAUAACCGCCACACACAUUGCUCCGGAUGGCAACGAUUUGGUAACUCUGUACGCAUAAUCAAUGGCCGAUGUAAAGGAUUGGGGCUUGGAAGCCCUCGAGAAGCUGAAGUCGACUGAACCACCAGUUUUUCUAGCGCCGAGCUCGAUAUCGGAGGUGGCUCGCGUUGCAUCUCAGUAUCUCUCCACUAGGUUGAAGCCUCACAACCUCAAAUCUCCUUUUGAGGAGCUCUUGGUUGAUGGUUUUGACGCGGAGCAGAUUUGGCAGCAGAUUGAUAUGCAGUCUCUGCCUUUGUUGUCGAGCUUGCGGCAUGAGGUUAAGCGAUUUGCUAAAAACCCUCGAGAGGUUCGUAGAAUAGGAAACUUGGCCCUCCGGGAUUCUCAGGAGGAUGGAUUGGAUAUGGAUGGGAUUGACUCUGAUGAUGGGGAUGACGAUGAUGAGGUAGAAGCUAACGAAAGUGAAGAAGAAGAUGAAGAUGAAGAAGAGGAAGAGGAAGAGGAGGAGGAUGAAGAGAAUGAAGGAAUAGAGGACAGGUUCUUCAAGAUCAAAGAUUUGGAGGAUUUUUUAGAGGAGGGUGAAGCUCUAGAGUAUGGCUUCGACUCCAAAAACAAUAAAGCUAUGUCAAACGGAAAGCAGCAAAAUUUGAGCGAUGAUGAUGAUGUUGAUGAAGACCAAGAAGAUGAUGAGGAUGAUGAAGAAGAUGAGGAGUUUGGUGCUUUUGCUGGUGAAGACAACGAAGAGUCAGACAAAUUGGGAAUGGCCAGGUAUGAGGAUUUCUUUGGUGGUAAAAAGAAGGAACCAAAAAUGAUGAUGAAAGAUGUCAUGGAAGAUGAGGAAGCUGGAGAUGUAAACCAAGGCAAUGGAAAACUCUCUACCCAUGAGAAAGAACUACUAAAGCUUCAAUCCAAGAUUGAUCAGAUGGAGAAAGCAAACUUAGAUCCCAAACACUGGACUAUGCAGGGAGAGGUAACUGCUACAAAGAGGCCAAAGAAUAGUGCUUUAGAAGUUGAUUUAGAUUUUGAGCACAAUGCCAGACCUCCUCCUGUAAUCACAGAAGAGGUCACUGCCUCACUUGAGGAUAUGAUCAAGAGCCGAAUCAUUGAGGCUCGUUUUGAUGAUGUGCAACGAGCACCUAGUCUGCCCACUAAAUCCAAAAGAGAAGCCAGGGAAUUGGACGAUAGUAAAAGCAAGAAAGGUCUUGCCGAAGUUUACGAGGAAGAAUACGUUCAGAAGUCUAAUCCGUUAUUUGCUCCAGCAACUUUCUCUGAUGAACUGAAGAAAGAGGCAAGCAUGCUAUUCAAGAAACUAUGCCUGAAGUUGGAUGCUCUCUCCCACUUCCAUUUUACACCUAAACCAGUAAUAGAAGAAAUGUCAAUACAGACAAACGUCCCAGCAAUAGCAAUGGAAGAGGUUGCGCCUGUGGCAGUGUCAGAUGCAGCAAUGCUUGCUCCAGAGGAAAUAUUUUCGGGGACAGGCAAAAUAAAGGAAGAGUCAGAGCUUACACAGGAAGAGAGAAAGAGGCGGAGAGCUAAUAAGAAGAGAAAGUUCAAAGCUGAAUCUGCAAAACAACCUGUGAAGAAGGCGCGUGAUACUACUAGUACAGAGAUGUCUAAAACUGGCAAUGAAUAACGGUGAAAGAGAGGAGAGGGGUGUUACAGAGGCAGAAGAGUUGAGUGGAGACAAAUCUACUAAACACAGGACUGCUUCAAGAUUAGAUGAUACCAACAACAGUUUAGCAUGUUAGAAGUAUUUAAAUUUUGUUCUUAAGGGUUUAACGCCUAUAAUUUUGUUCGGAUCAGUUAUUAGGCUUCUUUUUUUUUUAAUUGACCAUGAUGAAUUUUGUGUGUUCAUUUGUUUGAAAUGUUAGUUUUUAUCUUGUUUUUCUUUAGCA